Molecule: messenger RNA, 4150 nt
Organism: Nymphaea colorata (pocket water lily)
Lineage: Eukaryota; Viridiplantae; Streptophyta; Magnoliopsida; Nymphaeales; Nymphaeaceae
Exons: 6
Coding region: 132-3851 (1239 amino acids)
Biological process (GO): polyketide biosynthetic process
Molecular function (GO): acyltransferase activity, transferring groups other than amino-acyl groups
Source: RefSeq, a predicted model, not a curated record
GCCUCAUUCCCUUCCAGCCUUGAGGCAGCAGCUCCUUCUUCUUCUUCACCACCACCUGCAGUUUCCGGCCGGCGGAAGCUUCCCCCUUCGCCUCCGACGCCCUCACGCUUCCGAGCCUCUACAGCUACAGGAUGGUGAGCGUUGAGGAGAUCCGAAGGGCACAGAGGGCCGAGGGUCCAGCCACCGUGCUCGCCAUCGGAACCGCCACGCCGCCGAAUGCAGUCGACCAGAGCACGUACCCUGACUACUACUUCAGGAUCACCAACAGCGAGCACAAGACCGAACUGAAGGAGAAGUUCACGAGAAUGUGUGAGAAAUCAAUGAUAAAGAAGAGGUACAUGUACUUGACGGAAGAGAUACUGAAGGAAAACCCCAACGUCUGCGCCUACAUGGCCCCGUCACUGGACGCACGCCAGGACAUGGUGGUGGUGGAGGUGCCCCGGCUGGGGAAGGAGGCUGCGGCCAAGGCCAUCAAGGAAUGGGGGCAGCCCAAGUCCAAGAUCACCCACCUCAUCUUCUGCACCACCAGCGGGGUGGACAUGCCCGGUGCCGACUACCAAGUGACCAAGCUCCUGGGCCUGCGCCCCUCGGUCAAGCGGGUGAUGAUGUACCAGCAGGGCUGCUUCGCCGGCGGCACGGUCCUCCGCGUGGCCAAGGACCUGGCGGAGAACAACAGGGGUGCUAGGGUGCUGGUCAUAUGCUCCGAGAUCACCGCCGUCACGUUCCGCGGCCCAAGCGACGCCCACCUCGACAGUCUUGUCGGUCAGGCGCUCUUCGGCGACGGAGCGGCUGCGAUCAUCGUCGGCGCGGAUCCAGUCCCUAACGUGGAGAGGCCCAUUUUCGAGCUGGUCUGGACCGGGCAGACCAUCCUGCCAGACAGCCACGGGGCCAUAGACGGCCACCUGCGGGAAGUGGGCUUGACCUUCCACCUUCUCAAGGACGUGCCUGGGCUCAUAUCGAAGAACAUCGAGAAGAGCCUGGUCGAGGCGUUCGACCCGCUCGGCAUCUCGGACUGGAACUCCUUGUUCUGGAUCGCGCACCCCGGCGGUCCGGCCAUCCUGGACCAGGUCGAGGAGAAGCUGAAGCUCAAGACCGAGAAGAUGCGAGCUACCAGACACGUGCUGAGCGAGUACGGGAACAUGUCCAGCGCCUGUGUGCUGUUCAUAAUGGACGAGAUGAGGAGGAAGUCGAAAGAGGAGGGCGCGGCCACGACCGGGGAAGGGCUCGAGUGGGGUGUUCUCUUUGGGUUCGGACCAGGGCUCACGGUCGAGACCGUCGUGCUGCACAGUUUGCCAAUAAGUGCCCACACCCUCAGCCUCACUCUCACUGCAACCUUGAGGGAGAAGUUCCUUCUUCGUCAACUCCACCACCAACUGCAGUUUCUGGCGACAGCUUCCCCUUCCCCUGUCCUCGCACUUCCGAGCAACAGAAUGGUGAGCGUUGAGGAGAUCCGGAGGGCACAGAGGGCCGAGGGUCCUGCCACCGUGCUCGCCAUCGGAACCGCCACUCCGACCAAUGCAGUCGACCAGAGCACGUACCCUGACUACUACUUCAGGAUCACCAACAGCGCGCACAAGACCGAACUGAAGGAGAAGUUCAAGAGAAUCUGUGAGAAAUCAAUGAUAAAGAAGAGGUACAUGCACUUGACGGAAGAGAUAAUGAAGGAAAACCCAAACAUCUGCACCUACAUGGCCCCAUCACUGGACGCACGGCAAGACAUGGUGGUGGUGGAGGUGCCCCGGCUGGGGAAGGAGGCUGCGGCCAAGGCCAUCAAGGAAUGGGGGCAGCCCAAGUCCAAGAUCACCCACCUCAUCUUCUGCACCACCAGCGGGGUGGACAUGCCCGGUGCCGACUACCAAGUGACCAAGCUCCUGGGCCUGCGCCCCUCUGUCAAGCGGGUCAUGAUGUACCAGCUGGGCUGCUUCGCCGGCGGCACGGUCCUCCGCAUGGCCAAGGACCUGGCGGAGAACAACAGGGGUGCUAGGGUGCUGGUCAUAUGCUCCGAGAUCGCCGCUGUCAUGUUCCACGGGCCGAGUGACGCCCACCACGACAACCUCAUCGGUCAGGCGCUCUUUGGCGACGGAGCGGCUGCAAUCAUCGUUGGAGCAGACCCAGUCCUUGACAUGGAGAGGCCCAUUUUCGAGCUGGUCUGGACGGGGCAGACCAUCCUGCCGGACAGCCAUGGGGCUAUAGAAGGGCACCUACGCGAAGUGGGCUCGACCUUCCACCUCCUCAAGGCCGUGCCCGGGCUCAUAUCGAAGAACAUCGAGAAGAGCCUGGUCGAGGCGUUCGACCCGCUCGGCAUCUCGGACUGGAACUCCUUGUUCUGGAUCGCCCACCCCGGCGGUUCUGCCAUCCUUGACCAGGUCGUGGAGAAGCUGAAGCUCAAGACCGAGAAGAUGCGUGCUGCCAGGCACGUGUUGAGUGAGUACGGGAACAUGUCCAGCGCCUGCGUGCUGUUCGUAAUGGACGAGAUGAGGAGGAAGUCGAAGGAGGAAGGGGCGGCCACCACCGGGGAAGGGCUCGAGUGGGGUGUUCUCUUUGGGUUCGGACCAGGGCUCACGGUCGAGACCGUCGUGCUGCACAGCGGCAGCAGCUCCUUCUUCUUCUUCACCACCACCUGCAGUUUCCGGAGGCAGCCUCCCCCUUCGCUUCCGAGCCUCUACAGCUACAGGAUGGUGAGCGUUGAGGAGAUCCGAAGGGCACAGAGGGCCGAGGGUCCAGCCACCGUGCUCGCCAUCGGAACCGCCACGCCGCCGAAUGCAGUCGACCAGAGCACGUACCCUGACUACUACUUCAGGAUCACCAACAGCGAGCACAAGACCGAACUGAAGGAGAAGUUCACGAGAAUGUGUGAGAAAUCAAUGAUAAAGAAGAGGUACAUGUACUUGACGGAAGAGAUACUGAAGGAAAACCCCAACGUCUGCGCCUACAUGGCCCCGUCACUGGACGCACGCCAGGACAUGGUGGUGGUGGAGGUGCCCCGGCUGGGGAAGGAGGCUGCGGCCAAGGCCAUCAAGGAAUGGGGGCAGCCCAAGUCCAAGAUCACCCACCUCAUCUUCUGCACCACCAGCGGGGUGGACAUGCCCGGUGCCGACUACCAAGUGACCAAGCUCCUGGGCCUGCGCCCCUCGGUCAAGCGGGUGAUGAUGUACCAGCAGGGCUGCUUCGCCGGCGGCACGGUCCUCCGCGUGGCCAAGGACCUGGCGGAGAACAACAGGGGUGCUAGGGUGCUGGUCAUAUGCUCCGAGAUCACCGCCGUCACGUUCCGCGGCCCAAGCGACGCCCACCUCGACAGUCUUGUCGGUCAGGCGCUCUUCGGCGACGGAGCGGCUGCGAUCAUCGUCGGCGCGGAUCCAGUCCCUAACGUGGAGAGGCCCAUUUUCGAGCUGGUCUGGACCGGGCAGACCAUCCUGCCAGACAGCCACGGGGCCAUAGACGGCCACCUGCGGGAAGUGGGCUUGACCUUCCACCUUCUCAAGGACGUGCCUGGGCUCAUAUCGAAGAACAUCGAGAAGAGCCUGGUCGAGGCGUUCGACCCGCUCGGCAUCUCGGACUGGAACUCCUUGUUCUGGAUCGCGCACCCCGGCGGUCCGGCCAUCCUGGACCAGGUCGAGGAGAAGCUGAAGCUCAAGACCGAGAAGAUGCGAGCUACCAGACACGUGCUGAGCGAGUACGGGAACAUGUCCAGCGCCUGUGUGCUGUUCAUAAUGGACGAGAUGAGGAGGAAGUCGAAAGAGGAGGGCGCGGCCACGACCGGGGAAGGGCUCGAGUGGGGUGUUCUCUUUGGGUUCGGACCAGGGCUCACGGUCGAGACGGUCGUCCUGCACAGCGUGCCAAUCAGCGCCUAAAUGUGAAACGGAGGGGACCGGACCUGGUCUAUAUUUUUCUCUUUCGUGUGUCCGUGUUCUUCAUUUUUCUUCUCCUUUUGGUAAUAUAAUAUCUUGUUUGCCUUUGCAAGUUGAGAGUGCAAGAACGAGUCACAUGGCUUGUGAUAAAGAAGUAUAGUUAUACGAAGUUGGGGAGUAUUUCUUUGAUGGUGAAAGUUCCCCAGAUUGUGUGGUUGAGAGAAAGUUUGGCGGAAGCUGGAAAUGGGCAGGCAGUUAUGUAUUCAGGCACAGGAUAAUUUAAUAAAUUGUUUGUUAUUCUA